UAUAAAUACAGAUGUGAACCAGCCACCUUCACACUGGUUCUUCAGACAGGACAGCGUCAAUUAAAACACACUGACUAAGACUAAAACUGAACACCAUGAAGGUUCUUGUGGUGCUUGCACUUGCUGUAUUUACAGGUUGCCAGGCCAACCUAUUCUACGCUGAUGAGCCCAAGCCACAGCUGGAGCAGCUGACUGAUGCAUUCUGGAGCUAUGUUUCCAAGGCGACACAAACCGCAGAGGAAACCGUCAAGAUGAUCAGGUCUUCCCAACUGGGACAGGAAGUCAAUGCUAGACUGACCCAGAGUGCCGACAUGGCCAGCGAAUAUGCCGUCACCCUCAAGAAACAGAUGGAUCCUCUGGCUGAAGAGCUGAUGACCAAAAUCACCAAGGAAGCUGAAGUGUUGAGGGAGCGUUUGGGCCAGGACCUGAUCACUGUGAGAGACCAGCUGGAGCCCUAUGCUGACAACCUCAAGAGCCAGAUCCAGCAGAGAGUGGAGGAGCUCAAGACGGCCAUGACUCCAUAUGCAGAUUCCCUGGAUUCUGAGACCCUGAAGGCCACUCUGCUCCAGAAGAGUGAGGAGCUGAGAGGAAACCUGGAGCAGAGCGUGAAGGAGCUGCAGGCUCAGCUGGAGCCCUACACUGCUGAAAUCAAGGAGAAGGUUGACCAGCGUCUGCAGGAGUUCCAGAAGACCGUGAGCCCUCUGGCUGAGGAUCUUCAGACCCAGAUUAGAGAGAGAGCCCAGAUGGUCCAGCAGAGUCUCACACCCUACGCUGAAGACCUGAAGGAAAAGCUGGACCCCUACGCACAGGACCUGAAGGACCAGCUCACCUCCCUGUACGAAUCCUUCAUCAAGAGAAAUUAGAUGCUUCAAAGACUUCUUCCUGUGUCACUAACAGAACUGUUUUUCCUUCCAUGAGCAUUGUGACUCCAAAUUCCCAUUUCUCUCCAUAACCAUGACCUACAUUAUACUAUUGGGCAUUAACAAGAUCUUUUUGGUCUUAUAUCUUAAGGUUGAUAGACCAAACACUAAUAUACAGGAAAGGUGAUUUUUGGCUAAAAUCCGUUUCUGAAUAUUAUGUCCAGUUGCGUAGAUCAUCAUAGCUGAACUGUCAUUCUAAAUAUUACAUUUAUGCUAUUCAUACGUUAUUUUUUUAUCUAAUUAAGUAGCCGUCUGAAAAUGUAUCAGGCUUGCAUACUUUAAUAAAAUCCCCAGAC
Molecule: messenger RNA, 1216 nt
Organism: Ctenopharyngodon idella (grass carp)
Lineage: Eukaryota; Metazoa; Chordata; Actinopteri; Cypriniformes; Xenocyprididae
Product: apolipoprotein A-I-like
Exons: 4
Coding region: 96-863 (255 amino acids)
Biological process (GO): triglyceride homeostasis; phospholipid efflux; cholesterol efflux
Cellular component (GO): extracellular region; blood microparticle; high-density lipoprotein particle
Molecular function (GO): cholesterol binding; phosphatidylcholine-sterol O-acyltransferase activator activity; phospholipid binding
Source: RefSeq, a predicted model, not a curated record